Molecule: messenger RNA, 4405 nt
Organism: Synchiropus splendidus (mandarinfish)
Lineage: Eukaryota; Metazoa; Chordata; Actinopteri; Syngnathiformes; Callionymidae
Gene: mybl1
Product: v-myb avian myeloblastosis viral oncogene homolog-like 1
Exons: 15
Coding region: 404-2659 (751 amino acids)
Biological process (GO): regulation of DNA-templated transcription
Cellular component (GO): nucleus
Molecular function (GO): DNA-binding transcription factor activity, RNA polymerase II-specific; RNA polymerase II cis-regulatory region sequence-specific DNA binding
Source: RefSeq, a predicted model, not a curated record
UCAGAAGCAAAGCCGCCUGCGUGGAGGGCUGGGCGCGAGAAUCGGCGGGAUGGACAAAUACCAUAACGUCAGAAGGAAGAAGGAGGACAGAGAAGACAGAGACGCUCUUGGAGCGGUACAGCGACAUUCGUCCUAACGUAUCACAUUUUCUUUUGCUCCCGUAUUUGGACUGACCCGUAAAGAAGCGCUAGCGACGGUGGAUUUUGUUUAAGAUCCCUGAACAAAAGGACAGUCCGGCAUUUUGGAGCGCAAUAUUCGGGACAUUACAGUACAGCAGCGCAUAGACACAUGAAUCCAGUAAUGUCUGGCUUGUAUGGAAGAAUGAUGGUCAUGUUAGGAUUUCUGAAGCGCUACUGAGUACUGGAUCCUUGUUAUUGCACGCUAAACCAUCCUUACGACUGUCAUGGACAACGUGAAGACACACAGCAAUGAUGAAGAUGAGGAGCUUCACUCCACAGACCCUGAAACUAAGGAGAAAGGAAAAGACAAAAAGGCUCUGUCUAAAAUAAAGUGGUCUCGUGAUGAGGAUGAGAAACUGAAGAAGCUCGUGGAGCAGCACGGCACAGACUCCUGGAAAUUGAUUGCUAACUACUUCCUGGGGAGGACAGAUGGCCAGUGUCAGCACCGCUGGCAGAAGGUGCUCAACCCUGAACUGGUGAAAGGACCCUGGACAAAAGAGGAGGAUCAGAAGGUCAUCGACCUGGUGCACAAAUAUGGCCCCAAGCGCUGGUCCGUGAUCGCGAAGCACCUCCAAGGCAGGAUUGGGAAGCAGUGCCGUGAACGCUGGCACAAUCACCUCAACCCAGAGGUGAAGAAGUCGUCCUGGACUCAAGAGGAGGACAGAAUUAUCUACGAAGCCCACAAGAGGCUGGGCAACCGUUGGGCGGAGAUCUCCAAACUUCUUCCUGGCCGGACGGACAAUUCCAUCAAAAACCACUGGAAUUCAACCAUGAGGAGGAAAGUGGAACACGAGGGCUAUUUGCAGGACGGAGGCAAGAGCUUCACCUCCUCUCACUCUGGAACGAAGAGGCGACCUCACUCCCAGUGUCCUGUAGCAUCGGAGGCCCAGCCGUGCGACCGCAGCCCGCUGCCUGUGACGGGAGCCAGCCAGAUACCAGGAUAUAACUUCGAUCCUCACGGUCAUCCCAUGAUGGACAGUCUUCUUGACAAUCCUGACUUCCUGCUGUCGUCGUGCCCGGAUGACCCCGACAGAGAACAAAGAAUUAAGGAGCUUGAGCUGCUGCUUAUGUCAGCAGAGAAUGAAGUCCAACAACAAUGCAGAGGUCCACGUGGCAUGGAACCCUACUCUUCCUGGUCUGACAGCAUGUCUGACGACACACUGACCACAAGCAGCAGCAGCCUGGAGGAGCAGGCGGAGAGAAGACAGUGGAGGGACCCUGACACACGCCGGGCGCCGCCGCCACGACUCGCUGUCUCCCCCAGCAAGUUCCUGUCUGUGGAGGCCAGUUCCGUUCUCUCCACUCUGCAGUCCAUCCCAGAUUUUGCUGAGACGAUGGAGCUCAUGGACUCCGAGCAUGUUCCAUGGAACGACGCCGGCACUUUUGGCUCGCCCCAACAUAACCAGCCGGGAUACAGCGCCCUCUCGCAGGAGAAGACUUCUGACAAUUCAUCAGACGCCGCCAGCCUGAGCACCUUCAAGCUGUCUAAGCCCACCCUGACAUCCACAGCGAGAAGAAGAGACAGAGUGGAAUCAUCUCUGUUAUGCGAAAGAAUCUGCUCCUCGUUUUUGGAAAACCUCCCCAACUCUCCCAAGAAAACGCCCACAAAGUCGUUGCCCUUCACUCCAUCACGGAUAUGCAACUUGUCAGACCAUCUGAACCUCGAAAACCCAGCCCUCACAUCCACACCAGUGUGUGGCCAAAAAUGUCUUCUUAACACACCUCUUCACAAAGAGACGACACCGAAGCACCAGAAGGAGAACGAAGGGCCCAGGACUCCGAAGUACCGCAAGACCAUCAUGAUCCCAACACCACGGACUCCGACUCCCUUUAAAAAUGCUUUGGCUGCUCAGGAGAAGAUGCAUGGACCUCUAAGGAUUGAGCCACAGCCGCUGGCAUUCUUAGAAGAAGACAUCCGGGAAGUCCUGAAGCAGGAGACUGGAACAGACAUCUUCAACAGAACAGACUUCCAGACGGACUACAGAAUGUGGAAACACAAUAUGGACGGUCCAGCCAGGAAAGUGCGCAAGUCUCUGGUCCUGGAGCCCUGGGGCAAAGAUCAUCUCAACGUCCAGCUCUUCCAAGAGCAGCUCAACAACGCACAGGUUGCAGAGGAAAGUCUCCUGACAAGCUCCUCUCUCAGUACCAUUGGCCCAGAACAAGAAGAGAAUCAGCAGCCUCUGACCUCAGGGGAGCAGGAGAGCUCUCCGGGGAACCCUCAUCGCCUGUCCAGCCCGAGGGUCAAGAAGCGUCCGUCGCCCAGGAAAGCCUCAAAACAAGUCGCUCAGGUAGAGCAGUUUCAUAUGAGUGUGAGCGUCAGCAAAGAUGUCAACCUGGGUUGCUUUUCUUGGCAGGUGAGCGAAUGGGAAGCUGUGGUUUACGGGAAAACCGAGGACCAGCUGAUCAUGACAGAACAGGCACGUCAGUACCUGAACCCCUACUUGUCAUCAGGGCCCACGUCGAGGGCCCUCGUACUCUAAUGCUCGACGGCUAAACCCGCCGAAGACUGGUGUAAGAGACAAUCCUCCUAACCCUUCAGCCACAGACGUGCACUACGCCAAGGCAGUGGCCCAGUCACUGCCUGCUCCCAACCCACACUGCGUCUUGUCUCCCGUUAGAAUGUGGAGCUAUGUUGGUUUUAUGAAGCGCAGCUGCAGCAACAGUGUUUAUUGCAAGUAUCGUGCUUGGUAUUUAGUUUCAAUAUUUUUACGCUAACUAUCACACUCUAAAACUGCAGGUGUGUAACAAUAUUAACUUGCGCUGUUCCGACUCUGGUUCAAGUCGACGUGUCAUUGUUGCUGCAGGACUGAACUGACUUUGCUCUCAAGCACCGUCCUUUGUGGCAAACUGGAUGAUAGCACUUGUGAUAUGUUAAUUUGUUUAAUCAACGCCUUUCCAAGGCCAUAGCGUCCACUGACACCGGAUCAGUUGAAUGUAUUUUCACGUGGAAAGGUACCUUAAUGUUUACUUUUGUUUGUUUGUUUAUUUAUUAUCUAACCGCUCGAGAUUUUAAUAUAAGACACUAUUCUCAGUAGUUUGCUGACAAAACAGCCUAAAAAAAACCCAUGAAGCAGCAAAGGUUUUUCACGCUGGAUGGAAAGGGUUUGCUUUUUAUGUCAAGGGUGUAGUAUAUUUAUUCAAUGUUUACUGGUUUAUUUAUUUCUGAAAUGAUUAAAAAAACAAAUUUUACGAGAAAUUAUCGAAUAAUUUUAUUUUAUUUCAUCUUUUCUAAUCAGGAUUGGCCAAGUAAAAUCACACUGCCACUGAUUUUUUUAAAAAUCUACAAAUCAUCAUUGUCUAGUGAUGUCUGUCGUUAGCUAGCAUGUUUUUUUAACACGGCAGCAGGGUGCCAUCUCCGACCUCUACUCUUAGACCAAUUGCACUUUUUACUCCAUUGAUCCUAAAUGAUCGUUUAUUCAGAUGUAGCUUUUUGUUGAUCUUUUACUAUUGUGAAUGUGAGCUGCUUGAUUGUUUUGUUGGUUGCAGAUCUGCUGAGGAACCCAGAUGUCCUGAUCGUUUCUCUCGUGCUUUUAUUUUGUUAUUUCCGGUUUUGUUCUGUGUUUCCGUUUCCUUUUUUUCCUCCAUCUUUCUGGCGACGCGAGUUGGCCCCAAGGUGUAGAUACCCAUAAUGUCUUGGUUAGAAGAUAGAAACGGAAGCACAGGACAAAACCGAAACGAAAAUGACACCAGACAUGUUAUCGAUAACUACACACUAGAUUACCAUAUAAAUUCUGUUUUAAUCCUGUUUACAUGCGCUGUGCUUCCAAGGUUGAUCGAGCUCACGAACAUUGAAAAUAUUGGUGGCAUAUCUGCGCACUGAGGUAACAAGACAGCUAUAAAUGCUCAUUGUAUUGUUGGCAUUAGGUAAUCCAGCAUUAGUUAUAAUCUGGAUAAUCCAGCAUUAAGUGUUUAAGAAUCUGUAAGAAGGGAAUCUUGUCAGCCAGAUCGCGUACUCUGAAGAUUCAAACUCUUAAUUGACUGUCGUACGAAUUUAAAGUUGUUGUGUGUCUGCCAUUUUAGGCUGUGUGUUGUAAUCUGUGUAUAUAUAUAUAUGUGUGUGUGUGCAUGAUGUGUGCGAUGGUUUGAUCAAACAUUCCGUGAAGGGACCGAAGAAAGCGAAGGUGAGCAAUGAGCAAUAACCUGAAGAAUAUUAAUACAUUUUAUUUGUAGCAAAAUCACAUCCUGCCGAAUGUUUUUAUGUCUGACUGAAAAAAAAAUAAAUGUAU